Molecule: messenger RNA, 1728 nt
Organism: Stylophora pistillata
Lineage: Eukaryota; Metazoa; Cnidaria; Anthozoa; Scleractinia; Pocilloporidae
Product: BTB/POZ domain-containing protein 6-B-like
Biological process (GO): neurogenesis
Cellular component (GO): cytosol
Molecular function (GO): protein binding
Source: RefSeq, a predicted model, not a curated record
CUGUUUCCCUACACAGGAAAAGUCCAUAGAAUUCAAAAGGGUUUAAUUUGUGAAGAGAACUGAGAACAAACGUAAGAAUGGCUGCUGAAGAUGAUUGGCAAACGAAACUUCCCACUGUCAUCGAAAGAACUGCGUUCAUUUUUAACAACGAGUUACUGAGUGAUGUGAAGUUUGUCGUUCCAGUGUCGACUGGUGAAAGCGAAAGUAAGAAGGUGAUUCCAGCUCACAAGUUUGUUCUCGCAAUCAGUAGUCCUGUGUUCUUCGCCAUGUUCUAUGGUCAAAUGGCGGAAACUAAAGACUCUAUUGAACUGCCCGACUGUGAGUACGAGAGUCUGUUGGAGCUGUUUCGUUUCUUGUACAGCGACAAAGUGAAUUUAAGCGGAAGUAAUGUAAUGCAAGUGUUGUACUUAGCGAACAAAUACAUGCUGCCUUCGCUAACCGAGAAAUGCACAGGGUAUCUUCGUGGCAACCUGAAGGCCUCGAACGUGUUUUGUAUUUUGCCGUACGCUCAGAAAUUUGAAGAUAAAGAUUUGGAAGAUCGAUGUUGGAAAGUAAUUGAGAAGCAGACCCAAGAAGCGAUGACGUCAGACGAAUUUCUUUCCGCUGAGCGAUCUGUUGUAGAAUCUGUUGUGAAAAAAGAAGUGUUGAAUGUAGAGGAAGUGGAACUGUUUAAAGCUGUUGAUCGCUGGGCCACAAAAGAAUGCGAAAGACAAGGGGUUACUUCCUAUGGAGGGACAAAGAGACGACUUCUUGGAGAAGAUAUUGUGAAAGGAAUACGUUUUCCUUUGAUACCACAGAAGGAUUUUGCAUCUGUCGUAUUCGAUUCUCGAAUCCUAAAUUUUGAAGAGGUCGGCGAUAUGAUAAAACACUACAAUGGUGUUUUAGCUACUCCUUUACCAUUCUUACAAGCCUGUAGAAUUGAUUCCACUACGUACCAGUGCUGCAGAUUUCAAACGUUUUGUGCGCCAGCGAGUUACUGGAAUUACACUGGGAAUGCUGAUUGUAUCAUUCUUACUGUCGAGAAGCCUGUUAAGGUUUACGGAGUUCAGCAUUUUGGCUCCGAAGGCAGGAAGUAUACAGUUACAACAGACAUUAUUGAUCCCAUAGACAACACUUCGCUUGUGAGUCGAGCAGGAAUUUAUGCUUCAGAAAAAAGCGAUACCCAUGGUUAUUACGGCUUUGAUGUAAUGUUCGAUCGUCCUGUUAAUUUGAAAGCAAAUAAAGAAUACAAGCUAAAGUCGCUCAUCGAGGGCCCUAAAUCGUGGUACGGUGAAGAUGGGCGAACAUUAGUGGAGUGCCAGGGAGUGCGAUUUACGUUUCGGAAAAUUAACAUUACUUAUAAUGGGACUAACGAAGUAAGAGGACAAUUUCCCGGAAUCUUUUUUUCAGUUUUCAAGUAGAGAUUCCAAGGUUACCCGAACCGUUCCUAUUAAUGUAGAGCCCAGUGAAGGUCUAAUAGGUCAGGUAGUAUUGGAUCAAUCUUCUUGGAUGACCAAGUGUACGCCUGUGAACUUUUUGACAAACACUGAUCAUGACUGAUAAAUACUACAAGUGAAAUAGCUAAGUGGACUCAAUCAAAGCUUACCCAGAACACUUGUUACAUGGGAUCCUCAAGAGUCAGUUAGAGAACCCAGUUGUGUAUAUAGAGAAUAAUAAGUUUGAUCAGUGCAGAAGAAGUUUCUGGUGGCUAAAUGUUGUUUUAUUCAAAUAAAUAUUUUGUAUGUUUUC